AUGCAUAAAGUGCCCCAUAUAUGCAAUCAUUGCUCUCGUAGUUUCAAGCGCGCAGAGCACUUGACCCGUCACCUCCGCACUCACACGAGAGACAAGCCCUACAAGUGUUCUUGUGGAGCAGCUUACACCCGCCGCGACCUUCUUACCCGUCAUUGGCGACUCUCGCAGCAUGGCGGGGAAGCUGUUACAACCACGACGAAAUCAACAUCUGCAGACAGCAGAGGCACUCCGCAGCGUCUAGAUACAGCACAGUCGCAGCUCCUCACGUAUAAUGGAGUAACAAACACCAACCUGGGCUCAGAGAGUAUAUAUCACUCUAUGCGUGAGACAGACUACCCAACUUCUGUGACCAACCUGCAUCACACCCAGGUGCCCUUCAUCACUCAAGAGUCACAGCCUCAUACCUGUCACGAAGAAGGCAUACAGGACUUCCGCGAUUUUGUAAACUUCAUCGAUGGUGUGGGGCUGUCAGCGCAGUGGUCUCCUGAAUUCAGCUUCGACUGGUUGCAACCUGGAGAGCAGCACCCACAUCAACAGCAACAACGCCAGGAGUCAAGACGGCACUCUCAGGAACGAGAGAGAACCCGUUCGCCUGCGCCUGAGGACAUUGGCACACCGUUUAGUACUUGGCUGCCUUCAGCGCCCGCUGAUGAUCAGGUUCAUCUUCGGUCCCACUCGGGAGAUGAUGUUCGAGAGAAACGAAGCCGAAGCGGGACGUACAACGUGACUGACGACCACCGCAAUUUCCUAGUCUCGCUGCUGACCGGGUUUCCUGCGCCGAUAUCUGACUUCGAGAUACCCUCAAGGCACACCCUCACACGCUAUAUUACGGCCUUCUUUGGUGGUUUCCAUAGUCAUUUUCCCUACAUCCACCGGUCGACAUUCCAGCCUUCGUGCUCCCCUUUGGAGUUAACCUUAUCGAUGGCCGCAGCAGGAGCCCAAUAUUGCUUCGAGAAACGAAGUUCUGAACGCCUCUUUCGCGUCGCGAAAGCAAUUGUUUUUGAAAGACUUCGACAAGAAGAGUCAUACUUUGGACCGCAGACUCUAGGCUUGAUCGCCUCGAAUGAUAUGUAUACCCCUGAAGCGGUUCCUGCUACGCGACGCACUGGGCCGUGGGCUCCCCUUGAUAUGGCAAAAACGCUUCUUACGCUCGUAGGAUUUGCGACAUGGGAACGUAAGGAUCUGCUUCAACAAGCGUUCUGCCUUCGAGGUCUACUAGUACAGACUCUCCGCGACAUUGGUCUUCGUGAAGAGAGCGUCGGCAACACUGCGUCCACUUCAAAAUCGGCAAUGUGGGAUCAAUGGGUCCAACUAGAAUCCGCGCGACGUACGAAGCUGGUUGCUUUCUGCUACAUAAACGUGCACAGUAUUGCUUACAACAUCCAUCCUCUUCUCUGGAGCAGCGAGCUACAUCUAAAGCUACCUUGCUGCACUCCGCAAUGGCAAGCUUCGAGUGCAGCACAGUGGUUCGCUCUGCGACGAGAUAACAAAGAAGAGCAGAUGCCAUUCCAGCAAGCACUCUCGCUAUUGCUCCAGGGUCCCACGGGCAGCGAGACGGUCCGUCCCAUACCCAGUCCUAUCGGCAACUACAUUCUCCUCCACGCCAUACUCCAGCGUAUCCAUGUUGUGCGUGAGCUUUCCUUCCCCAUGACAUCGUCUACCAAGAUAUCAGCCUCGGAACUACAAACCGUCAGCCGCGCACUCCGCUCCUGGACCUCGCUCUGGCAACAAACCCCGGAGUCGAUCCUCGACCCCAACAAUGAAAGCGGGCCCAUCCCAUUCACCUCGAGCGCCCUCCUAGUCGUCGCCUAUGUACGUCUGUCGCUCGACAUCGGGCAGUACCGCUACUUGGAUUCACGCGAUCCUACCACGAUAGCCGCGGGGCUCGCGCAGCUGCCAGACAUCGAGCGCAACGACAAUCUGCUCUCCGCGCUCCUGUACUCGACGCACGCACUGAGCAUACCGGUGAGGCUAGGCAUUGACCGAGUCGCCCGGAGCCAAGCCUUCUUCUGGAGCGUGCAGCACGCGAUCUCGAGUUUCGAAUGCGCCAUCUUCCUGGCCAAAUGGCUCUGCUCGCUGCCGAAUCCGCUGCAGGAGGGCUCGUUAUCUCGGUCCGAGCAUCGCAUUCUCCACUGGGUGCGGUGCAUCAUCAGAGAAGCCUACGCCGUGGUCGAUUUCGACGACGCCGAGGAUUUCCACGCAGAGCUCGCUGUACCAACCGAGCCGUUCCCGCUGGGUCUGGCGGUGCUGAAGAUCUGGUGCCGCUUCUUCCGGGGAAACACGCAGUGGCAGUUUGUGGUCAAUUUGGGCCUGAGCCUGGAGCUGUACAUGAAGACGCUGGAGUGA
Ascochyta rabiei is the source of this 2346-nucleotide messenger RNA. RefSeq lists its product as uncharacterized. The coding region runs from base 1 to 2346 and encodes 781 amino acids. The record is from RefSeq and is a predicted model, not a curated record. Gene Ontology annotation, biological process: DNA-templated transcription; regulation of transcription by RNA polymerase II. The transcript is spliced from 5 exons. NCBI's taxonomy places the organism in Eukaryota, Fungi, Ascomycota, Dothideomycetes, Pleosporales, Didymellaceae. Gene Ontology annotation, cellular component: chromatin. Gene Ontology annotation, molecular function: RNA polymerase II cis-regulatory region sequence-specific DNA binding; DNA-binding transcription factor activity, RNA polymerase II-specific; zinc ion binding.